CCGCUGGGUUCCCGCCCCGCUGCCGCUGCAGCCGGCGGCUGGCAGGCUGCCGUCCGCCGAGAUGGUUCACCACUCGGGCUCCAUCCAGUCCUUUCGGCAGCAAAAAGGUAUGAACACAAGCAAGAGUGAGACAGUGAAAGAGCAUCCAUUAAAACCCUCCAGAAGAUCUAUGCCAUGCCUAGCCCAGAGCCAAACACAUCCUCACAGUCUGAGCAAGCAUUCGUCAUUUCUGCAGCCAAACCGUGUGCAGCCCCAGCCUCAGCCUCUAAGUGCAGGGACAUCUACAGCUACAGUGGAUGUAGUGUCAGAACGAGCUAAAGUGAUGGAGACUUUGGAAAACAACUUGAUGAAGCUGUCUAAUACAGAGUACAGUGAUCCAUUUUUAGCCACAGGAAAGGACAAAGACACUUACACAGAUGAUUCAGAACAUGGAAAUUAUGGUGCUCGCACAGAUCAGUCUCUGCUCAUACAAAACAAGCUUACCAGGCAGAAAACAGAACCUCGGACUAAGUCUUCUUUAAAGGCUGAUGCCAUGGCAUCAUCAGGCCUCUUCUUCAAAGAUGGCAAAAAACGCAUUGAUUACAUCCUGGUCUACAAAAAGUCAAGCCCACAGGUAGAGAAAAGAAGCACAUUUGAGAAGAAUUUGAGAGCAGAGGGACUGAUGUUAGAACGAGAGCCAGCUGUUACAAACAGUGAUAUCAUGUUUGUUAAGAUUCACUGUCCGUGGGAGACACUGUGCAAGUAUGCAGAAAGGAUGAACAUCAGGAUGCCUUUCAGGAAAAAAUGUUAUUACACUGACUGGAGGAGCAAAACCAUGGGCAGUUUGCAGAGGAAUAUGAGAGAGCUGAAAAGUUGGUUGCCCAGAAACCCAAUGAAGCUUGAUAAGGAGGCCCUGCCUGAUCUGGAAGAAACGGAUUGCUACACAGCACCCUUUAGCCGGGCACGUAUCCACCACUUUACAAUAAACAACAAGGACAGCUUCUUCAGCAAUUCCACGAGAAGUAGAAUUGUGCAUCACAUGCUGCAGAGGACUAAGUAUGAAGAUGGAAAAUCCAAAAUGGGUAUUAAUAGGCUGCUAAAUAAUGGAACAUAUGAGGCUGCAUUUCCACCACAUGAGGGAAGCCACAAAAGCAGACAUCCCAUCAAAACACAUGGAGCCCAGAACCAUAGGCACCUCUUAUAUGAGCGGUGGGCACGGUGGGGAAUGUGGUACAAAUACCAACCUCUUGAUUUAAUCAGGCGAUAUUUUGGUGAGAAAAUUGGACUGUAUUUUGCCUGGUUGGGGUGGUACACUGGAAUGCUUAUUCCUGCUGCACUGGUUGGGCUCUUUGUUUUCCUUUAUGGAUUAUUUACAAUGGAUUCCAGCCAAGUAAGCAAAGAGAUCUGUGAGGCAAACGAAACCAUCAUGUGCCCUAUGUGUGAACGCAAUUGCACGCUGCAAAAACUCAAUGAGAGCUGCAUAUAUGCCAAGGUUACACAUCUGUUUGACAAUGGAGGGACUGUCUUCUUUGCUAUUUUCAUGGCAAUUUGGGCUACAGUCUUCCUCGAGUUCUGGAAGAGACGGAGAGCUGUAUUAACCUAUGACUGGGACCUGAUAGACUGGGAAGAUGAAGAGGAAGAGCUGCGGCCCCAGUUUGAAGCUAAAUAUUCCCAAGUGGAAAGAGUAAAUCCCAUCACAGGGAAACCAGAACCUUUUCAGCCUUUCCCUGAUAAGCUCAGUCGCCUGAUGGUGUCUGUCUCAGGAAUAUUCUUCAUGAUUUCGCUGGUCCUCACUGCAGUCUUUGCAGUCGUGGUGUACCGCCUGGUAGCCAUGGAGCAGUUUGCUUCUUUCAAGUGGUAUUUCAUCAAGAAGUAUUGGCAGUUUGCAACAUCUGGCACUGGAGUCUGCAUCAACUUUAUGAUCAUCAUGUCACUCAACGUUGUGUAUGAAAAGGUUGCCUAUCUACUGACAGACUUAGAGCACCCUAGAACAGAAUCUGAAUGGGAAAACAGCUUUGCCUUGAAAAUGUUCCUCUUCCAGUUUGUCAACUUGAACAGCUCCAUCUUCUACAUUGCCUUUUUUCUUGGCAGAUUUGCAGGCCGCCCAGGAAAGUACAACAAGCUUUUUAAUAGAUGGAGACUGGAAGAGUGUCACCCUAGUGGCUGCUUGAUUGAUCUGUGUUUGCAAAUGGGAGUUAUUAUGGUUUUAAAACAAAUGUGGAACAACUUCAUGGAACUGGGCUACCCUUUAUUACAGAAUUGGUGGUCACGGCGCAAAAUGAAGAGAGGAGGGCAAUUAAUGGAGCAAAAAAUUUCCCUGCCCCAGUGGGAAAAAGACUGGAAUCUGCAGCCAAUGAAUCUCCAUGGUUUAAUGGAUGAAUAUUUGGAGAUGGUUUUACAGUUUGGCUUUACCACCAUCUUCGUUGCUGCCUUCCCACUGGCACCUCUCCUGGCACUGCUCAACAAUAUCAUAGAAAUCAGGUUAGAUGCAUACAAGUUUGUCACGCAGUGGCGAAGACCCAUGCCUGCAAGAGCAACAGAUAUAGGGAUCUGGUAUGGGAUUCUGGAAGGAAUUGGAGUUCUGGCUGUCAUCACUAAUGCCUUUGUUAUUGCCAUUACUUCUGAUUACAUUCCACGCUUUGUCUAUGCAUACAAAUAUGGUCCUUGUACAGAUCAAGGUUACAGACAAGAAAAAUGCUUAAAAGGAUAUGUCAACAGCAGCUUGUCAGUUUUUGAUCUGAGUGAACUUGGGAUGGGAUACUCAGGUUACUGCCGAUAUAGAGAUUACAGAGCCCCACCAUGGAGUUCAACUCCAUAUGAAUUCACCUUGCAGUUCUGGCAUGUCCUGGCAGCACGGCUGGCCUUCAUCAUUGUAUUUGAGCACCUUGUUUUUGGAAUAAAGUCUUUCAUUGCCUACCUGAUUCCAGACAUGCCCAAAGACUUGUGUGACAGAAUGAGGAGAGAGAAAUACUUAGUCCAGGAAAUGAUGUAUGAGGCUGAACUGGAGCAUUUGCAGAGAGAAAGGAAAAAGAAUGGGAAGCAGUAUCACCAUGAAUGGCCUUAGUCACUACCAUGCUGCAACAAAAAGCACUGUUUGGAAAUGGAAGUUACAAAGUGAAGCCAGAGUCUGGCAUCAGCGUAUGAGAUUCCCGGUAUAUGUAUGUUCUUGCUUGGCUGUACAGUUGCAGGCUUUGGUGGGAACUGGAAAAUAGAUGUUUCCAAUGAAGAAAAUGAAAAGCCUUACUUGUAACUGGUCUGUGGUGAGCACCAAGGAGCACUGGCACUCAGGAAUGUGCAGACAGAUUAAAAGUUUGGGCACUCUGCUUUAUAAGAAGGCAACAAAUUUUCAUGCUGUUUGUGAAGACACUAACAGCGUCAGGAAAACAAAAUAUUACCUGUGAGCUUAUGCAGUAAGGGCAUGACUAAAACCAACUUACAUGAUAUCCACCACUACUACUACAGCUUCUGAUUGCUCAGCUCCAUCUAGAAUGCCUCUGAAGAAAAGAGCAAUUGUUGCCUUUGUGGCCAUAACUUGAUAUAAAUGAUCUUUCAGGCUUACUGUUUCGUCAGGUUUGUCCUAGUCUCUUGUUGAGAUUGUGGAUGUGGUCCUACCCUAAAAAUGGGGUCUAUGGCUGCUUAAUAUAUACUAUGCAGUUUUAAGAUUUGCACAUCAGUGUCAUUAAUUUAUCCUUCUCGUUGGAAACCAAAAAUUCUAAAUUCAAAGAGAAAAGAGCAGCACGAAGAGAACGCAUCACAGUACCCACAUUGCAGCUAUAUUUGAAAAUGACAUGGCUGUUGAAUUGUCUUUCCACUUUGGUGUGCAGAAAGGCCACCUCCACAAGCUUCCAGGGUGAAAGAACUGUCAUUUUCAUGCUCUGAUGUAGCAUGCAGAUGUCUUAACUGUGUUACUGUUCCCUUUGACCUGUCUGGGCAAUGAUUCCAUGACUUCACAGAAUGCUAACUUGAAAUAUCCUCAUGCAGUGACUUUGUCCUAGAUAUACAAUUAACUCUUUAUGGUAUGCAAGCUUAUGCAGAUAGAUAUCAGGCAUCCAGCAUAGCAUUGUGACUCGCUUGUUCAGGGAAAGAGAAGCAGAGCACUUUAGAACAAUGCUCUUCUUAUUGUAACAGUAAAUGUUCCAGUAAUGUGCACUUCUUUUAUUAGCCUAAAUAAGUCAAAGCAUGGGAGUUAGAUACAGGCAGGUGUGUAUAAAGGUUGUAUAUAACUUCACACACAUGCAGUGGUUACUUUUAGAUUUGUUUUUAUUAUUAUUUGUAUGCCUUCUUACAGUUUGGGGGGGUGGGUGCUUUUUGGAUAAAAUCACUAUAAAAAGUAUAUGUUCAUGUAAAGAACCAAAUGUCAGGGGUUUUGUGCAUAGAUCAGCAUUGCUUAUGGUUAUGGUCACAUUUUGGUGAUAAAACUGUCUGUUACUGACAUUUCGUGAUGCAGGACAAGGUAAGCACUUAAUUGAAGCAAGUGUGCAGCGUUCACUUGCAGAGAAGGGAGUGGAGAAACAGCUGCAAUCUUCCUGUUUCUCUUGCACAAUUUCAACUGAUGCUUCUCUAUAUCAGAUGAUAUAGAGAACCAAGGAUUCAACAAAGCACAGUAACUAUAAAAGCUGCACAUCUGAAUGUUACUUUAAGGGAUAAACAUGAAGCAAAACCACUGCUGACAGAUAUGAAAAGAUCUGAAUUGUUACUAUUUACAAUACCCUCUUGAAUCAGAAAGUCUGACUCCAGUAUUCACUUUCAUGUAUUAGCAGAGACAUUUUAUUUGAUUAUGUCAUGUAACAUUAAUUUUAAGAGUCAAGAGCCCAUCAAAGUGGGUGAGUCUGAUCUAUUUUAUCCAGGGGGCCUAACAUCAGACCUUAAGUCCUUUGGUCAUUUUACUAUAUCCAUGAGAUUUCUUCAUUAAUUCCAGCUCUUUGUGAGCAGACAAGGCAACCAUAACAGUAUCUACACUAUUGCACAGAGAAAGAAAGAAAUUGGAAGGUAUGGUCUAAUCAGAUGUAUGAGCAGUUAGUUCUGUCACAAAGGGCUGGUGGAACUCAGCUUCCCAUAAAUUGGAAAGACUCUCUUGGUUCUUUCAUAUUCUGGGUUGUGCAUUAAGUUUCUCAAAGAACCCUUAUCAGAAAUAAUUAAUGCCCUCUCCUCAAUACUUUCAGAAUCACAGCAUUUGAUUUAAUUUCUUGUCCCUCUGUUUCAUGCUGUGCAACACCAAGCACCAACUGACAUUAUUAACCCUGUGUCACAGCUUCUGUAUCUGUGCCAUGUACUGAUAGCACUUCAGUUCUUCUCAAGGUCACAGAUGAGCUCUCUUUUUUUUAAUGUCUUCUGUAACAACAAAAUGCCUUGGUUGGCCUGAGGUAUAAAAAGAUGCAGGAUAAAAUCAGGCAAAAAUUAGAUAUAAUGAUGGGUUAUUUUAUACCUUCCUGUUUCUGCUGUGGCUAUUAGCACGUGUCGAGACAUACUUAGGCAAAUUCCAAUUGGACUGAAAAAACCACACAAAACCAACCAAACAAAAAAAAACCCACCAAAAACAAAAUAAACCCAGAAGAAAUAAAACUUUUUUUGUAUCUGAGAUUUAAAUGUAUAUAUUGUUAAUGAUUUUAAGCACUGGUGUAUCAGAGUAUAUAUCGAAGGCGAGUACGUAGAGCUGACGUGGUGCGUUUUACACACUGGAAAAGCACAAGAGGUUUUUGGAGAAACACUGUGUGUGUUCCUUUAUUUUUGGAGGACAUCAACAAUGCCUAAAGGUUUUGCCACUGUCUAGCCAUUUGCUUAAGCUGAGAAAACCUUUUGCUAGCCUUUGUUUGGUAUGCUGUUUGCAUCGACUGCACGUUCUGUUGCUGACGUCUAAGGCACACACUGUCCUCAGGAGUAACGUAUUUGAUGAAUGGUGAAUGAUCUGUUCAUGUUCUAAGUAUUGUCUUUCCAACCAACCAACCAGGCAGUGCAUGCAAACUGCCUUUGUGAAACCUGACAAAGCUUUAGAACUUCAAUUUGUGCAAAAAUGCUUUGGGUCAUUGCAGAUCUAACCUAUGACAACUUCUGCUCUAUGCAUGCGCCCUUAAAGAGACUGCAUGAGCAACUGGAUAGUUUGAAAUACAAAGGAUUCGUCCAAAAUGUCUUAAUUAUUCCUAACCAAAUCCCUUGUCUUGUUUCAGACAAAAGAAAUUUCCAUUUCAGAAGCAGCACAAAGCCCAUCUCCAUUAUCCACAUCUCAUUGGGAAUGAUUUUUUUUGGUGCCUAAUGUGUGAGAUAUGAAUUCUGGUAACUAAAU
Dryobates pubescens (Downy woodpecker) is the source of this 6259-nucleotide messenger RNA. RefSeq names its product anoctamin 3 (gene ANO3). NCBI's taxonomy places the organism in Eukaryota, Metazoa, Chordata, Aves, Piciformes, Picidae. Gene Ontology annotation, molecular function: protein dimerization activity; chloride channel activity. Bases 62 to 3043 code for a protein of 993 amino acids. The record is from RefSeq and is a predicted model, not a curated record. Gene Ontology annotation, cellular component: plasma membrane. Gene Ontology annotation, biological process: chloride transmembrane transport. The transcript has 27 exons.